Messenger RNA from Culex quinquefasciatus (southern house mosquito), 760 nucleotides. RefSeq names its product 39S ribosomal protein L21, mitochondrial (gene mRpL21). The record is from RefSeq and is a predicted model, not a curated record. Gene Ontology annotation, cellular component: mitochondrial large ribosomal subunit; ribosome. The coding region runs from base 99 to 704 and encodes 201 amino acids. Gene Ontology annotation, molecular function: structural constituent of ribosome; RNA binding. Lineage: Eukaryota; Metazoa; Arthropoda; Insecta; Diptera; Culicidae. Gene Ontology annotation, biological process: translation. The transcript is spliced from 2 exons.
ACAAAAUAACAUUGCCGCAUCGAAAUCGGCAUGCUGAAGAAAAUUAGCCGAUUUUGUUCAAUAAAAUUUGUGUAAAUUGCACCAAAAAGCAUUUCAAAAUGUUUUUAAAUAGGCUAGCACCUUUAGCCCGACCAUCCGGUGUAGUGUCUAUCGCAAAUGCCUUCAAAUCAUUAUCACUUGGCGCCGCCAUCCCCCGAGCAGCUCCCGCCUUAUCUACGCUGGUCAGAAACACCCGCUUCAACUCAUCCCUAGCCGCGCCCCUGCCGUCCGGUUCCGUAGUGAAGGCGGUCAACGCGCAGCUGGCCAGCGCUUCCGAGGGCCGCCUGUUUGCCGUGGUGCAACUCUGUGGCAAACAGUUCAAAAUCACCUCCGGCGACAUCAUCAUCGUGGAAGGCUACUGGCCACCCACCAACGGGGACCGCAUCCGGCUGGACAAGGUGCUGCUGGCGGGUGGGAAGGAUUUUUCCCUCAUCGGACGGCCGUUGGUUCCGGCCGGACUUGUCGACGUGCAGGCCACCAUCAUCGAAAAGUCCCUUUCGCACACGAAAACGCACUUCCGCAAGAAACGAAGGAAGCAGUACAUGAGGAUCAACUUUUUCCGCGCCCAGCAGACGAUGAUCCGGAUUAACUCGAUCGAGCUGAGCGAGAAGGGCGUUCCGGAGCAGCCGAGGGCAAGCCGGGAGGAAGGGGAACGGUUUUUCUGAAGUUUUAUGGGAGGCGUUGCGUUGAUUUAGGAGAAUAAAUGGUAUAGAAAUCGUAA